AUGAAUUACCAGGAAGAAAUUCAAGAACUUAAUGAAGUUGCAAGGCAUCGACCUAGGUCCACGUUAGUUAUGGGAAUCCAGCAAGAAAACAGACAAAUCAGAGAACUGCAACAAGAGAACAAAGAAUUACGUACAUCCUUGGAAGAGCAUCAGUCCGCCUUGGAACUUAUAAUGAGCAAGUACCGAGAACAGAUGUUUAGACUGCUAAUGGCUAGCAAAAGAGAUGAUCCUGGGAUAAUAAUGAAGUUAAAAGAGCAGCAUUCCAAGAUUGACAUGGUCCAUCGUAACAGCUCCGAGGGAUUUUUCCUUGAUGCAUCUCGACCCAUCCCUGAAGGACCUCAACACGGCCUGGAGAGGAGGCACUGGGAAGCAAAUCAUAAUGAGUUACAGGCACAUGUUGACCAGAUAACUGAAAUGGCAGCAGUAAUGAGGAAAGCCAUUGAAAUUGAUGAGAAGCAAGGUUGCAAGGAACAAGAACGGAUAUUCCAACUCGAACAAGAAAACAAAGGCUUGAGAGAGAUUCUUCAGAUCACUCGAGAAUCAUUUCUGAACUUGAGGAAGGAGGAUGUAUCUGACAGCACAUCUUUGUCAGCCUUGGUGACCAGUAGUGACCUGAGCCUGCGGAAGAGCUGAGGGGUGCCAGGUCUGGAGCCUCGGGCACAGCUUCAUUAGUCACUAGAACUGGCCUGUGAAUGAAUGAAUGAAUGACACAAAACUCAAAUUUCAAUUAAUCCUUUUUCCCAUCUAUAGUAAAUAUAGUUCCCUAGUUAAAGAGAUGACAGCAACAGAAGCCAGGCGCCAGUGACUUCCACCUGUAAUCCUAGGUACUCAGGAAGUUGGGAUCUGAGGGUCGUGGUUUGAAGCAAGGCUGGGCAACAAAAUCUGUUAAGACUCUUUAUCUCCAAUUAACCAGCAAAAAAUGGAAGUGGAGUUGUAGCUAAAGAAGUAGAGCACCAGUCUUGA
Molecule: messenger RNA, 963 nt
Organism: Dipodomys ordii (Ord's kangaroo rat)
Lineage: Eukaryota; Metazoa; Chordata; Mammalia; Rodentia; Heteromyidae
Product: FGFR1 oncogene partner 2
Exons: 6
Coding region: 1-633 (210 amino acids)
Biological process (GO): response to wounding
Source: RefSeq, a predicted model, not a curated record